ACGUCAAUGGGGAAUAAGAAAAGCAAAACUGCCCGAUUGACAUGUAAACUUAAGCAAUGGAGGAAGCAACAGAUAUGAAUUCGCGCCCUAAAUAUAACGUUACUUGACACUAAACCUGGCGUUUAGAGGUGAACAUGUCGCGUGUCACAGCUGAUCUGACAUUUAAAACGCUUGUCGAGUGUAAAUACAGUUAUCCCAAUGAGGUCCAAGAUGACAUCAAUAAUGUGUCAACAGAUUACCCAGACCUGCAACUAUACCUGGAUUACUAUUUCUACCCUAACAAUGAUAAGAAGAAGUUGGUUUAUUUAGGUGGCACUGUUCCUGUAACAUAUGAAGGCAACAAGUACAACAUUCCAGUUUGCAUCUGGAUUCAUGAGACUCAUCCCAAAAACCCGCCCAGAUGUUUCGUCUGCCCAUCACCCACUAUGGUGGUCAAUGCUAAAAGCAGCAAUGUGGAUGCAUCUGGUUGCAUUCUUCUCCACUGUCUUAGCAAUUGGAAAAUCGGGUGGUCAAACUUGUCAAUAGUUCUGGAGGAAAUGAUUGCCGCCUUUCAGCGCGAAACUCCCCUUUUUGCAACUUAUCCAAUCAGAUCCCCCGUACUACAUUCCCAAGUUACACCUGCUGAAAUGAUAGUCAAGCAGAGCCCUGUUGCAUCAUAUGGCAGCUGGCCGAAUACAGGCAGCGGAUCUGUGCAGAAUAACUCAACAGUUGAUGAUGGAAGCACGAACUCUUCAGUGACUCGGCUUGCCAGCAAAACCCUACCCAAGAGCACAAAGUCGAACGGUAGUCUGUCCCAGGCCAGUGGAACGGAUGCAGAUGGGGUUAAAAAGUCAUAUACACAAGAGUUGCUGGAUUUCGGGAUCAUGUUUGGAGCACAAACUUUAGGGAGUAAACACCAAACAAAUCCAUUCAUUUCUCCUGCUCCAGCCAGCAAUUCUGCUGAUGUAAAUGAAAUUGAUGACCUGUUUAAAAGCCUUCAGUUAGAAAGAGUAGUCAACAUGUAUCAACUGGACAGCAGAGACAGAGAUGCUGGGGAAGAGUGGCAAGAUUCUGAGAGUGACCCCAUGGUUCACCCACAAUUAGUAGAUAACCAUCACAGACUGGUGGUGAGCGGACUACCUGUGGGUGUCUCUCCAAGCAAGAUGAGGAACAAGCUAACCAUUUAUUUUCAGAGAAAGCAGAAUGCGGGAGGAGAGGUUCUGGAUGUCAAAUAUCCCGCAUCGAGGCCAGACCAGGCCUUGGUCCUCUUCAGAAACCGCAGAGAUGUAGCACAGGUUUUGCAACAGCCUAAGAGGGUGAUUACAAUUAAUGAGCAGCGAUUUCUUAUUGAGCUGAAGAAGUUUGAAGAUAUGAAGAUCCCAGGUGGUGUCCAAGGUGAGAAAGCUGAUAUGUUUAGGAGCAUCUUGAGUAUGGAUGGGUGCAGUUUUAGCCCUACAGACGUGCUGGAAGCAGUGCAGUCGUGCCGAGACCUCCCAUCCGCUCUGAAAUAUCUCUCCCAUGUCUGUCCUAUAUGCCAGGAGCAAGCAUCCAUCAAUAGGAUGAUCACCAUGACACACUGUUCCUGCACAUUCUGUGAGAGCUGCUUUAAGAAAUACUUCUCCUCUGUCAUUAAAGAAAAGAGUAUCGUGUACGCGGUGUGUCCCCUCUGUAAUCUUCCUGAUGUGCGAGGAGGCAGAAGGGAGGACACUAUGGAGUACUUUAGUCUACUCGACACGCAGAUCAGGUAUUAUUUGGAUCCUCAGAUCCAUGAGCUUUUUCAAAGCAAGCUCAGAGACCAGGCACUGCAGGAAAUGCCCAACUUCCGCUGGUGUGCACAUUGCUGCUUUGGGCUUCUUCAUGAAUCAGACAGACUGAGGAUGGACUGCCCCAGCUGUGAGAAAAGCACCUGCUUUAAGUGCAAACGGCCUUGGGCUCCACAACAUGAAGGAAUCUCCUGUGAGAGGUUCAGAGAGUGGGAGCAACUCAACAGCCCGGAGUAUCAAAACUCAAAGCUGGAGCAGCUUCUUAGCAGGAAUAAAAUAGACUGUCCAAAAUGCAAAUUUCGAUUCUUCCUGGCUAGAGGAGGAUGCCUGCAUUUCAAGUGCACUCAGUGCCAGCAUGAAUUCUGUGGUGGAUGCAGUCAGUCCUUUAAACAGGGCGCUGCAUGCAAUUUUUCUGCUGAUUGUGUAGCGAAGGGGUUACAUGCCCAUCACCCUAGAGACUGCCUGUAUCAUUUAAGAGAUUGGAGUGUUCCCAGACUACGGGACCUGCUACAGUACUAUGGAGUCUCCCAUCCUCUAAUGUUCAGACCCAAAGGUACAAUAGGGGGAAACUCAAAAGGUAUUUGUGGUGUAAUGGAGUUACAAGAAAUGGGAGCUGUGAAAGAGGAGCCGUGUGGACGACUAGCUUGCCAUGAGUACAGUGGUUACUGCGUUUUACAUUAUAAAGAGUGUCUGGUGGAGUUAAUAAACAAGAAUGCACUGGAUCCUCUGGUACUGUUUGAUGGUGCAGAGUUACGGGCAGAACUGUGCCGAUGUAAAGUGCCAGUCCCAGAAAAACAACCUUUAGAGACUGAUCAGCGCUACGAGGACAGACUACGGCAGAUUUUAAAAGACAGGGUGGCUUUGACCAGCCGUGUGGCCUCUGGACUGAAGACAACAGCACCUCCCACACCUUCCCCGUCUUCUCCUCCUGAAGCAGCAGCAGCAGCAGCUCCGUGGUACUCGAUGUUGAGUCGUGCUGUUUCCGAGGACUCUCAGCAUCUACUGCUGCUUACUGAUUGAAGAGCAUAUAGAGCAUGUCACAUCAAAGCUCUGGAUUGCUGCAGUGCUGACCCCAUUUCAUACACUAACUGCUCAGAGACAAGCCAAACUUUUUUCUGUUUGUUUUUAAUACAUUGUGAAAGGAAAAAUCUUACCCUUGCACAGUUUGCUUUAAAAAGUGCAAAACAACCAGCCAUGAUGAAGAGUUUAAAACUUUUUUCAAUAUGAACACUAAAGGUUGUAGGGCACUUAAAACCUCUGUAAUGUACUAAAUUCUCACUUUGUAAUCUGUUAAAAGACUGUGGCUGUCAAAUCCACUUACUAUAUUCUCUAACUGAUGAUAAUAAGGGUCCACUCGCACUUGUAACUUUUGUUAGGGUUUCUAUUAAGCACAAGUUUGCACAUUUGGCCGUUGUGAAAUGUAUGGCACGAUGUGAAAAUGUUGCAAAGGAUUAUUUUAUUGUGUGAAUAACUGUGAAUAUAAAACAUUUUUUUUCUAA
Paramisgurnus dabryanus is the source of this 3241-nucleotide messenger RNA. RefSeq lists its product as uncharacterized. Gene Ontology annotation, molecular function: ubiquitin protein ligase activity; linear polyubiquitin binding; K48-linked polyubiquitin modification-dependent protein binding. Gene Ontology annotation, cellular component: LUBAC complex. Gene Ontology annotation, biological process: protein linear polyubiquitination; protein transport. The record is from RefSeq and is a predicted model, not a curated record. Lineage: Eukaryota; Metazoa; Chordata; Actinopteri; Cypriniformes; Cobitidae.